GUGUUCCUUCGAAUGCUUGGCCUCCCCAACGAAGACAAUCGGAGGAAAAGAAUCCAAACUCUGGAGCACAGAUUCGAGCUCUUCUUGAUUUGCUGUCCACGCUCCAUUUCUUGGAGACUCUAUCUAGGUUUGUCACUAUUGGUGUUGUUGUUGAGGUGGCUGCUUUAGCCGAUAUGGUUGGUUUUGGAGGCUUAUCAGAAAUAAUGGGAUUUUUGGAUAACUCAGAGGAAUGGACGACAGAAAUGGGUUGGAUUGAUUUG
Ilex paraguariensis (yerba mate) is the source of this 260-nucleotide messenger RNA. The record is from the annotation of a GenBank genome assembly. NCBI's taxonomy places the organism in Eukaryota, Viridiplantae, Streptophyta, Magnoliopsida, Aquifoliales, Aquifoliaceae.